Messenger RNA from Oryzias latipes (Japanese medaka), 4384 nucleotides. RefSeq names its product dishevelled associated activator of morphogenesis 1b (gene daam1b). Gene Ontology annotation, molecular function: actin binding; small GTPase binding. Gene Ontology annotation, cellular component: stress fiber. The record is from RefSeq and is a predicted model, not a curated record. NCBI's taxonomy places the organism in Eukaryota, Metazoa, Chordata, Actinopteri, Beloniformes, Adrianichthyidae. Gene Ontology annotation, biological process: actin cytoskeleton organization.
CCUCACGGCGCUCUGCAGAGAAAAGAAUCGUCGGCCAGCUGGCUCUCUGCAAGACCUACAUCAGUUUCACUUUGAAUGGAGAGUUUAUCUCCUCUUUACUCAAGCAUCCUCCAUCCAACUGGGAUUUCCCUGUGAAGCACUGCUCGUAGUUGGAGGACUUUGGACCGGCGCGGAUCACAAACCGUGUGGUUGAAAUGUGCUUUCUGCGUACGAGCGUAGUUUUCUGAUGUCUGGAUACUGCAGUGAGCUCGCACCAUAAAGGGAAUGCCCAAAGCGCAGCCGCAGAGGCACGCUGACUGCAGGACGGGCUCUCACUGACGGAGGCCCAAAUCUGAGGCGAAGGAGGCUGUAAAGAGGCCCUGAGGGAGCCUCCCUCCCUCCCUCGCUCUGUACCUGACUAGUGAUCACUCAUCUGACAGCCAUGGCUCCCCGGAAGCGUGGGAGUGGCGGCGGGGGCAGCGGACGUGGAGGACUCUCCUUCAUGUUUUGCUGUUUUAACAGCAGUGAUCACCCAGAGAUCACCUACAAGCUGCGAGAGGACUUCGCACUGCAGUCCUUGGAGCCGGCACUCCCCAUGCCAGGGUACGAUGAGCUGGAUGGCAUGUUCUCAGAGUUGGUGGAUGAACUUGACCUCACAGAGAAGCACAGAGAAGCCAUGUUUGCUCUGCCUGCAGAGAAGAAAUGGCAAAUCUACUGCAGCAAGAAAAAGGAACAAGAGGAAAACAAAGGUGCAACAAGUUGGCCAGAGUACUACAUAGAUCAGCUUAAUUCAAUGGCAGCUAGAAUCACACUCCUCGCUCUGGAAAAGGAGGAGGAAGAGGAGAGGAACAAAACCAUAGAGAACUUGAAGACGGCUCUGAGGACUCAGCCAAUGAGGUUUGUGACUCGUUUCAUCGACCUGGACGGCCUCACGUGUAUCCUGAACUUCCUGAAGAGCAUGGACUACGACACCACCGAAUCCCAGAUCCACACGUCUCUGAUCGGCUGCAUCAAGGCUCUGAUGAACAACUCUCAGGGCCGUGCCCACGUCCUGUCUCACUCCGAGAGCAUCAACAUCAUCGCUCAGAGCUUGGCCACAGAAAACAUCAAGACUAAAGUUGCAGUGCUGGAAAUAAUGGGGGCUGUGUGCCUCGUACCAGGCGGGCACAAAAAAAUCCUGGAGUCCAUGCUGCACUAUCAACACUUUGCCUGUGAAAGAACUCGCUUUCAGACACUAAUAAACGAUUUGGACCGGAAGACGGGGCGAUACAGAGACGAGGUCAACCUAAAAACAGCCAUCAUGUCCUUCAUCAAUGCUGUGCUAAGCCAAGGAGCUGGAGAGACUAGUUUGGAAUUCCGAAUCCACCUCCGAUACGAGUUCCUCAUGUUGGGAAUCCAGCCCGUCAUUGAUAAGCUGCGCUCUCAUGAAAACUCUACGUUAGACAGGCAUUUAGAUUUCUUUGAGAUGCUGCGGAACGAAGAUGAGCUGGCUCUGUCGAAGCGCUUUGAAUCGGUACACAUAGACACAAAAAGCGCCACACAAGUGUUUGAGCUCAUCCGUAAGAAGCUGAACCACCAUGAAGCAUACCCACACUUUAUGUCGGUGCUGCAUCACUGUCUGCUGAUGCCGCACAAGAGGAGCGGAAACACGGUACAAUACUGGCUGCUGCUGGACCGGAUCGUGCAGCAGAUGGUUCUGCAGAACGACAAAGGUCACGACCCAGAUGUGGCGCCGCUGGAGAACUUUAACGUGAAGAACGUGGUCAGAAUGCUGGUUAAUGAAAAUGAGGUCAAACAGUGGAAGGAGCAGGCUGAGAAAAUGAGGAAAGAACACCAAGAGCUCCAGCAGAAGUUUGAGAAGAAAGAGCGAGAAUGUGACGCCAAGACACAGGAAAAGGAGGACAUGAUGCAGACCCUUAACAAGAUGAAAGAGAAGCUGGAGAAGGAGAGCACCGAGCACAAAAAUGUCAAACAGCAAGUGGCGGAUCUCACUGCACGGCUGCAUGAACUCAGCACAAGGCAGGCGGCAGCUGUUGUCCCAGGCGGGCCUCCUCUUCCUCCCGGCCCCCCCGGUGGCCCUCUGUUCCCUCCCCCCGUGCCAUCAUUCGCAGGCGUGCCCCCUCCGCCACCGCCUCCUGGUGGCCUGAUGCCCCCUCCUCCCCCACCCCCUCCCCCUGGUGGCCCUCCUCCUCCUCCCGGUUGCCCACCGAUGAGCGGCGUACCCCCACCACCUGGAGCGCCUCUGGGGCCCUCUCUGAAGAGGAAGAACCUUCCUCAACCAUCCAACCCGCUCAAGUCCUUUAACUGGUCAAAGUUGGCGGAGAAUAAACUGGAGGGAACUGUGUGGAUGGAGGUGGAUGAUGCCAAAGUUUUCAAAAUCCUGGAUCUGGAGGACAUCGAGAAGACGUUCUCAGCCUAUCAGAGGCAGCAGGACUUCUUAGUGAUCAGUAGCAGCAAACAGAAAGAGGCGGAGGAGGACACACUCGGCUCCAAGAAAGUCAAAGAGCUGUCGGUGAUUGACGGCCGUCGAGCUCAGAACUGCAACAUCCUACUCUCACGACUUAGGCUUUCAAAUGAGGAGAUCAAGAGAGCCAUUCUGACCAUGGACGAGCACGAGGAUCUCCCUAAAGACAUGCUGGAGCAGCUGCUGAAGUUCAUUCCAGAGAAGAGUGACGUGGAUCUGCUGGAGGAACACAAACACGAGCUCGACCGGAUGGCCAAACCUGACCGCUUCCUCUAUGAGAUGAGCAGAAUAAACCAUUACCAGCAGAGGUUACAGUCUCUGUACUUCAAAAAGAAGUUUGCAGAGAGGAUAGCGGAGAUCAAACCCAAAAUUGAAGCUCUAACUAAAGCCUCCAAGCAGAUGUUGAACAGUAAAAGCCUGAAGCAGCUGCUGGAGGUGGUGCUGGCCUUUGGAAACUACAUGAACAAGGGUCAGAGGGGAAACGCUUACGGCUUCAAGGUGUCCUCACUCAACAAGAUCGCUGAUACCAAGUCCAGUAUUGACAAAAACAUCACUCUGCUGCACUACCUGAUCACCAUCCUGGAGAAGAAGUAUCCAAAGGUGCUUCAGUUCCAGGAGGAUCUAAAGAGUGUUCCAGAGGCGGCCAAAGUGAAUAUGACAGAGCUAGAGAAAGACAUUGGAAACCUGCGCAGCGGCUUGAAGAGCGUUGAGAGUGAGCUGGAGUACCAGAAGAAGCUGCCGCAGCAGCAGCUCGAGGACAAGUUUGUGUCGGUGGUGAGCCAGUUCAUCACGGUGGCCAGCUUCAGCUUCUCCGAUGUGGAGGACUCCCUGAACGAGGCCAAAGACCUGUUCCUGAGGGCAGUCAAGCACUUCGGCGAAGACGCCAGCAAGAUGCAGCCGGACGAGUUCUUCGGCAUCUUUGACCAGUUCCUGCAGUCGUUCACCGAGGCUCAGCAGGAAAACGAGAACAUCCGGAAGCGGAAGGAAGAGGAGGAGCGCAGGGCCAAAAUGGAGGCUCAGCUGAGGGAGCAGCGGGAGAAGGAGAGGAAGGCUCGUAAGGCGAAGGCAAACGGAGAGGACAACGGGGGCGAGUUCGACGACCUGGUGUCGGCGCUGCGAUCGGGCGAGGUCUUCGACAAGGACUUGUCCAAAAUGAAGCGGAACCGCAAGCGGAUCAACAACCAGAGCACAGACUCGGGCAGAGAGCGCACCAUUACAAAAGUCAACAUCUAAGAAAACCCUUACGCUCUGGGUCAAAGUGACCCGCACAUUCCUCUCCACCCUCCUCAUCGGCGCUCGGCUCGGCUUGAAUAAACCACAGCACAAUAGACGCUUCUUCCUUGUAGUUUUGUUGUGCGGGAAAAAGCCAGAGCUGACUAAAGCAGACGUGAGCGUCGAGGAGAAAAGCCACCAUGCAGGUGUUCUUCCGUCAGAAUCUAUGCAGGGCAGAACGCACCGCCGGCUGGACCAAACUGGACCAUUUGAAGCAAAAAGGAGGAAGGGGCCUUUUUUUGUUUAGUUUUACUGAUUUCAUAGGAUGAGAGGAAGCGCUUUCGCCCGCCUGAACUCUGACGCUGCUGCUCUGUCGCAGUCAACUAAAGUAUAUAAAUGUAUAAAUACACGAUCCCUGAAUGUUUUAUUUGAACAUUGUCAUGUUAAGAGCUGGCCUUAACUCAUGAUUUUCCUUUGUGGCAGCAAUAUGGAGUGUGCUUGUGGCACAUGACUAAGCAAGAGUAAUCAUGUACUGAAACAUGUUGGUCUCCUUUCCCUUUGAAGAGUUCUCUGCUUUCAUGUGCUGGAACAGUUUUCUGCGCGCUGGCUGCAUCCAAACCAAACUUUAUGAGGAUGUAAGGCCUCAGACUCCUCCCCCUUUUAUAAUUUAAAUACUGCCUUCCACUGUAAAAUGACCUUUUGAAAAUAAACAGGAGAUAUUGAUUAUGA